CUUUUGCUUCUUCUCUCUUAGCAGCAGUAGCAGCAGAAGCUAGGGUCUUCCUCGUUUCGUCGCCGACUUCCCUUCGCUUCUCUGGUUGAUCUGUCAAGAUGUAUACCUCAAGGAAGAAGAUCCACAAGGACAAGGAUGCUGAACCCACCGAAUUUGAGGAAUCAGUUGCACAGGCACUGUUUGAUUUGGAGAAUACCAAUAAUGAACUAAAGAGUGAUUUGAAGGAUCUCUUCAUCAACUCAGCAGUUCAAAUGGAUGUAUCUGGAAACCGCAAAGCAGUUGUUGUUUAUGUGCCCUACAGAUUGAGGAAGGCAUUCCGUAAGAUCCAUCUUCGACUUGUCAGGGAGCUGGAGAAGAAAUUCAGUGGAAAGGAUGUUGUUCUGGUUGCUACCCGAAGGAUAGCACGCCCCCCCAAGAAGGGCUCUGCUGUUCAAAGACCCCGCUCUCGCACGCUGACUGCCGUCCAUGAGGCCAUGCUUGAGGAUGUUGUCCAUCCUGCUGAGAUUGUUGGCAAGCGCAUCAGAUACCGAAUUGAUGGAUCCAAAAUAAUGAAGGUUUUCUUGGAUCCUAAGGAGAGAAACAACACUGAGUACAAGCUGGAGACUUUUGCUGGUGUUUACAGGAAGCUCACCGGAAAAGAUGUGGUUUUUGAAUAUCCAGUUACAGAUGCCUGAAGAGCUUUGAUCAAUGCCUUUCUGUUCUGUUAUUUUAUUUUAAAGUUCAUAGUUUGGUAGUUUAUUUGUUAAAAUUUUGAUUGGUGUCUUCUGAAACAGCGACAAAUGAAACUUUUACAAAGGACCAUCACUUCAUAAAUUUAUGCAAGAAAGGCAUUCUGAACUC
This is a messenger RNA of Rubroshorea leprosula, 840 nucleotides long. Lineage: Eukaryota; Viridiplantae; Streptophyta; Magnoliopsida; Malvales; Dipterocarpaceae. The record is from the annotation of a GenBank genome assembly.